Chelonoidis abingdonii (Abingdon island giant tortoise) is the source of this 3854-nucleotide messenger RNA. It is a transcript of the gene LRRCC1, whose product is annotated as leucine rich repeat and coiled-coil centrosomal protein 1. Gene Ontology annotation, molecular function: protein binding. Gene Ontology annotation, cellular component: cytoplasm; centrosome. NCBI's taxonomy places the organism in Eukaryota, Metazoa, Chordata, Testudines, Testudinidae. The record is from RefSeq and is a predicted model, not a curated record.
UCUCUGGUACGGGAGGAGAAAUCGCGACUGCCUGCGGUGCGGGGUUGCUUUACGGCUUUAUGUCGUAACGGCCUCUGAUGAUCCAACCGUAAAGCGUGGAGCUCGCGGGCGCCACCCCGCUUCCAGCGAUGUCGUUGGGUUUGGGGCGAUUUGAAGCGAAAGGCGCGAGAAUCCGCCGCUGGUUGCCUGGCGGCUUCUCGUAGCCCGGCGGAGCCGCUGGAAUCAUGGCGGGGGCUGGCGCCGUGUUUGGGGAGCUCAGCCUCAUGGACAAAGGCAUUGGGAGCUUGUUGGAGAUAACUCUAAGUUCAGAACUUCACACAAUCAACCUACAUUGUAACCAAAUCUCGAAGAUUGAAGGGCUUGGCCAUAUCCAGAGUUUGCGGCAUUUAGACUUGUCAUCUAAUCAAAUAAAUCAAAUCGAAGGACUAAGUACCCUAACUAAUCUUCGCACUUUAAAUUUGUCCUGUAACUUGAUAACAAAAGUAGAGGGACUGGAAAAGCUGCAUAAUUUAACUAAACUGAAUCUGUCAUACAACCACAUACAUGAUCUUAGUGGAUUUCUAGACCUUCGUGGAACCAGUCAUAAAAUUAGUCACAUUGAUCUCCACAGCAACUGCAUAAGUAGUAUUAAUCACUUACUCCAAUGUAUGAUAGGACUGCACUACUUGACCAAUCUUACUUUAGAAAAAAAUGGAAAGGGCAAUCCAGUCUGUGACACAACAGGUUACAGAGAGAUCAUCCUUCAGACUUUGCCUCAGCUAACACUCCUAGAUGGAAGGAAUGUAUUUGGUGAACCAGUAAACUUCACAGAAGAGAAUUCAUCAGAUUUGCAAUGUUUAGAAGGUCUCUUGGAUUGUUUGGUUUCAUCCAGUCCCUCCUGCCAUGAAGAACAGAGUUGUGUUAACUUGCAAGUGAUCACCCCUCAUAUUGAUAAGGUGUUAGCUCAGUUUCGACAACGUGCAAGUAUACCAACACAAAGUGCCUUCAGUUCUUCAGAACCAAUCUCCUCUUCAGAACCAGAAAGGACUAAAAUUGAUAAUGACUUAUACAGUGAGAUGAGGAUCAAAAAACUAGAGGAUCAAAUUUCACAGCUCUUGAAGAAGGUGUCUAAUUGUUCAAGAACAGGCACUCCUUUGAAAGUUCUCAAAGCAAAGAGAGACACUGAUCUGACUUCUGAGAGUGAGUGUGAAAGUGGAAAAGAGAACAACAGAAAGGUGGCUAAAAGAAGCAAGAUCCCUAAUUAUUGUAAAUCUACCUUGUCUACUAAGGGGCAUGCUAAUCAUCUAAAAGGCAAAAUAACUGACAGGGGAGAGGAGCAGAAUUCUUUAAAGCUGAAGUGUCUGCAUUCUCAAAUGAAAGAGAACUCUUCUUGUGUAAAUUCAGCUUCAGAAACACCAGACUUGGAAGUUGUGGGAAAAUCAGCCAAGAAAUUGAUGGGAAGACCAAAGAGUCAAAUAAGAAAAACAGAAGGCGUGAAUUCAGGUACUGCAGAGGAAUCCACUUACAGGGCACUAGUUCAAGAACUGGAUCAGGAGAAAGAGAAGAGGUGGAAAGCUGAACAAGCUGAAAAGAAACUGAGAGACUAUAUCAAAGAACUGCAGAAACAGUCAAAAGAAGAAAAGAAUAUUCAGAGUAUGGCUGUGUACACUACAGAGAGGUUAAAGGAACUGAUUUUGAGAGAGAGAAAUACAAAAACAGGACUGCAAGCUGAUAUCCAGCAAUUGAAGGAUGAAACUGAAAGACUUAGCAGUGAGUUAAAUCAAGCAAGAAAUAAAGAGGAAGAUCAACGAAAGGCUCUACAAAAUUUAGAAGAAACAUUAUCCAAGAUGGAGACACACAGAGUACAGCAACAAGCAACAGGGAUGAAGCGGAUUCAAGAGGCAGAACUUAAAGCUUCAGCGACUGAGAGAGAAGUACAGUUACUUAAAGUAUCUCUUCGACAACAGAAAGAGAAGGUGCAUCAACUCCAUGAGCUUCUCAUGUUAAAAGAGCAAGAGCACAGGAGAGAACUUGAAACUCGAGUUGCUUUGAAUGGAUCUGAAUUCCAAGAUGCCUUGUCAAAAGAAAUUGCUAAAGAACAACAGCGGCAUGAAGAACGCAUUAAAGAAUUUCAGGAGAAAAUUAGUAUGUUAAACCAGCAGUAUAUGGAGUUAGAAAAUGAAUUUCGUAUUGCUUUAACUAUUGAAGCCAAAAGGUUUAAAGAGGUUAAGGACGGUUUUGAAAAUGUUACUGCUGAGUUAGCAGAACAUAAGUGUGCCCUUUUUCAAUCUCAGCAAAAGCAAAAGCAGUCAGCAGCUCUGAUUCAAGAGCUGACAUCCAUGGUGAAAGAACAGAAAGCAAGGAUUACAGAGGUAGUAAAGUCAAAACAAGAAACAGCAGCAAAUCUAAAGAGUCGAAUCAGAGCACUUGAAACUUUGGUUGAGGAGGACAAACAAAAGACUAUUCAAAUUGAACUCCUGAAACAGGAAAAAUCAAAACUUAUUUCUCAGCUAACAGCCCAAGAAUCUGUAAUUGAUGGAUUAAAAGUGGAAAGAAAAAUAUGGGGACAAGAGUUGGCACAACAGGGAGCUUCUCUUGCUCAAGACCGUGGAAAACUAGAAGCAAAAAUUGAGGUUCUGACCAAUGAAAGUGAGAUUCUAAAAAAACAAAACGAACGUGACAAUGAUGCGCUAAGAAUUAAGACCAAAAUAGUGGAAGAUCAAACAGAAACAAUUAGGAAAUUAAAGGAAGGUUUACAGGAGAGAGAUGAGCAGAUGAGAAAACAGUGUAAAGACAAUACUGAAAUCCAAAAGACUUUUCAGGUACAACUGGAUCAAAAAACUGCACAGUUGGAAGAGCUAAUGGAAAAGUUAGAAAGGCAAAAUGAAAGAAAAGAGGAAUUAAAACAACUGCUAGAAGAAAAAGAAGCAGAACUGGAAGAAAUUAGGAAAGCAUACAGUGCAAUGAAUAAGAAGUGGCAAGAUAAAGGAGAACUACUAAGCCACCUUGAGACACAAGUUAAACAAAUGAAAGAAAACUUUGACAUCAAGGAAAAGAAGCUGAUCGAAGAGAGAAACAAAAGUCUUCAAACUCAGAAGGUUGCAAUGGAAAAACUUCAUUCAAUGGAUGAUGCUUUUAGAAGACAGCUUGAGUCAACGCUAGCAGCUCAUCAGGCAGAAUUACUGCAGCUGGCAAAUGAAAAACAAAAACAGAUUGAAGCAGCAAAUGAAAAGGUUUACCGGGUUGAAGAAGAAAUGCGUCAGCUUCUGCAAGAAACAGCAAACAGUAAAAAGGCCAUGGAAGAGAAAAUAAGGCGACUUACAAGUGCAUUAAGUGACAUUCAGCAAGAUCUCUGAUGAAAUAUGUAAUGCAUUAAAUCUGACCAUCCUGCUCCUCUUUUUAAUAAAAGGAGUUGGCGAAGAAAUGUAAAAUAUAUAUACAUUAACAAAGAUACUGUAUAUUUGUUUAUAUAAUUUGUUAUGCUUAUUGCUGUGAUUUUUAGUUUCCUUUAAAACACUUUUUUACUUCCAGAGUAAUUUUUAUUUGUGUGAUAUUUGAUUCUUGAACUCUGAAAAUAAUGUAUUAAAACUAUGUACAGUAUUUUCAUACUAGUUAUCUGAUGUAUGUGUCUGGUAAUAUUUGUGUCUGAGCUGUCUAAGAAAUAGAUCAAAACAAAUCAACAGAUGAAAAUCACUGUGUGAAUUAAGAAUUGUCUGUAAAAGAAGAGAAGGUGGAGGCAUGGCAGAUGGAGCCAGGUAUGAAGUAAGGACACAAAAGGGGUUGGGCAUGUCUGUUGUGUGCUUGGGUUCUUUCAGUUAAGAAAUCAUGGAGUUCAUGUCAUAUUAAUGAAAAAUAAAUUGCACUCAUAAUCAGUG